This is a messenger RNA of Sorghum bicolor (sorghum), 2063 nucleotides long. Its product is annotated as double-stranded RNA-binding protein 1. Lineage: Eukaryota; Viridiplantae; Streptophyta; Magnoliopsida; Poales; Poaceae. The record is from RefSeq and is a predicted model, not a curated record. The transcript is spliced from 6 exons. The coding region runs from base 226 to 1740 and encodes 504 amino acids.
GUAGUAGGGCACCUGUACUUCAUAGUUGCUUGGACUCACUGCACUUUCAUUACACAACGCAAGGCGCCCAUCAACUGCUUCAAGGAACAAGGAAAGGACCGGCCUCGUUUAGUUCACCUAUCAAACCAAAAAGUUUUCAAGAUUCCCUAUCAAAUCGAGCCCUGAGAAAUUCUCCAUUCUCCACUGAACCCUAGCCAAAACAGAGACCGGCAGCAGAUCGCACGAAUGUACAAGUCGCGGCUGCAGGAGCUGUGCCAGAAGCGGCGAUGGGCGCCGCCGGUGUACGAGCCUACCCGCGAGGGUCCUGCCCACACGCCCCUCUUCCGCGCCACUGUCGUCGUCAAUGGCGAGAGUUUCAGCUCCCCGGAUGAAGGGGAGAGGUCAGUCAAGGAGGCGUGCAACCUCGCUGCCAUGGCCGCCUUCGAGAACCUCAGCGCGCUCCCGGCCGAGGCCCCUGCCCCUGCCCCUGCCCCUGCGCCGCCGCCGCCCGAGACCCAGCUUCGUUACAAGAAUCAGUUACAAGAAUAUGCUCAGAAGCGAGGCAAACUCCUGCCUUCGUAUCGUCCCAUUCAUGGAGGUUCUCUUCGUGCACCUCUAUUCAAGUCAGAAGUAACCAUAGAUGGUCAAACAUUUGAGAGCCCAGAGUACUGUCGCACAAUGAAGGAAGCUGAAACAGCGGCUGCAAAAGUUGCUCUGAUGUUCUUACCUCAAGAAGCAGGCCCAACACAGCAACUACCGCUUCCAUCAGUAUCCUAUAAGAAUCUUCUACAAGAAUUUGUUCAGAAAGAAGGCUUUCCCUUGCCUACCUAUGAUACAACUUUGGAUGUCUCGAACUAUUCUGCUGCCUUCAUAUCAACUGUGGAAAUUCAGGGUGCAACUUUUCGUGGAGAGCCAGGGAACACUAAAAAGCAAGCAGAGAUGAAUGCUGCGAAGAUUGCUUUUCAACAUUUCAAAGACAGGGUAAAAGACUCUGCUUGUUCUACUGUCCAUGGAGGACCACCUGUGCAACAAGGAACCAAGAACUUGCCUGCUGGACAAAAUAUCAAGGUUCUAGAACCUGGUUUUUCGGUGCUUGGUGUAUCAAUGCCAACGGCAAAUCAUGGCAAGGAUAAUGACUUUGAUGCUGUAAAUCAUGAUGCUGGAUCAGCUGGCUCUGCUAACCGACUUCCUGUUGCUGCUACAACACAGUCUCUUGAUGGAAACACUCUCUCUGCAAAGCUGGAAGUUAACAAACCACUCCUUGCAGAACCAAGCACAGAAGUUGACAAACUGCCCCUUCUAGGGCCAAGCAUGGAUAUUGAAGUAAUGGACUCAACUCUGGAAGUUGACAAACUGUCCCUUCCAGAGCAAAGCAUAGAUAUUGAAGUUCUGAAAGUUGACAAACUGCACUCUCCAGAGGCAAGCACAGAAGCUGAAGUGAUCCACUCGUCUCUGCAAGUUGAUGAACCGCUCAUUCCAGAGCCAAGCACAGAAGUAGAAGGCAUGGACUCAUCUCUAGAACACACAUCAGUUGUGAAUGGUCAGGCAGCCCUCAUAGCCCCAACCAUUACCUCUACUCUAAGCAUGUCAACAGCUACCAUGCCUGUCAGCAAUGACAGCUGCGGUUGCUAUUUGGGAACCAACAGAAUCCAAGUCUACCCUCGCCACACUGAUAUGGUUAUCCCAGAAGGUGCGACCAUGCUUCCCAUCAGCGAUAAUCAGUGGGUAGCUGUCAGCCUACCUUAUUCCAACAAUAACUAAGGUAGCAGGACUGCCAGGAAGAUUAGAGCAGACAAAAGGAGAAUUGAUGGAUGCUUUGUGACGAUUAUAUGGCUUGUGAUUCCGAGCUAAUAUAUUUCCCGUGUUGUACUAGUAAUCUAGUCUAACAAGACUGCCUUGCGCUGGAUAUCAUUAAUGCCCCUAUUGCGGAGACUUGUGACUUCCAUUGUACUCCUUAUCUAGCUGAAGCUACUUGCUUAACUAUGUGAGGAAAUCUGAGUUAUACCAGUGCCAGGUUAUAACUGAAGUAGAGAAGCUGAACUCUGGAUGACUGGAUGGACCAUCCGCAACAUUUAUCAUGAUCA